GAGGCUGGAGUAUCCUUAAUCCUUGGGGAUGGACCAGCAUGUGAAUGGAGCCAUGGCUGAGAAGUCAAACACUCUGGACUAUGGGGUUCAGAUCCGAUUCAUAGAUGACCUGAAGGAAACGAAGAAGGCCCAAAAGGCCAGGUCUAAGCAUUCCAAGACCAGCUCCUAUGGGGUUGCAGUAAGGGUCCAGGGCAUUGAUGGCCAGCCCUUUGUGGUCCUCAACAGCGGGGAGAAAGGAGAGGACUCCUUUGGGGUGCAGAUCAAAAGCGAGACUAAAUACGGGAACCCUGCUCGUGGCCAGUGGCCUGAGAAGUUGCCUCCUAAUUCCCUCAGGGAAGGCCCGGGCUCCAUCAGCUCUGAUUCUGACCUGGUGGAAAGCCGGUAUGCGUCCAGACAGUCUCAGUAUAACUCCCAGUACAGCACCUCUGACGAGGAGCAGAGCUCCAAGCGCUGCCCAAGGGAGCAGACGCCUGUCAGUGGAGAGGCAGCUCGGUCCUCCCGCAGUGAUGGCAUCUCAUCCCCUCAGAGCAGCUACAGGCCAUUGCCAGCCCUGAGGCAUUUUGGGGAGGAGCUGAGGAGGACUCAGUCUCACAGCUCUCUCUUAAGCCCCAAUGCAGAGGAGGUCUAUGGCCCAAGCCCUCUCAGCAAGCAGACUGGGGGUGCCUACCGAUCGCAGUCUUCAGCCAUCAUCAAGAGCAGCAGCACACUAGACGUUACAGGCAGAAAAAACACAGACCACAGCCAGGAAUCCCGUGCACCUUCCGGAAGAAGGUUUGAAGGCAGGCUGCCAUCACCAGACCCAGAGUCCUCUGAUCAGCCUGCCAACGAGGCCCAAAGUGACAUAGACACAAAGCCCCUGUCCUCAGUGGAUUCUCUGAUCCCAGCCCCCAGGAGAAGCCGGAUCUCCCUGGAGGAGAGGAAACGGUCACAGAGUCUUGAUGGGAGGGUGUCUUACCACGACACAGCUGAUUCCAGAGAACUGAGCUCUGCCCAGCGCCAGGAUCGCUCCAGGGAAAGGCCAAAGGGUCUGGCUGCCAAACAGCCUGGCAUGGCCAAUGCUUCUUACACCAACAGCCUGAAUCGAGUGCGCCAAGAGGAUCUGAAGGAAAACUCAGUCAACAAAGCCCCGCUGACACGAGACUGGAUCGACGAAAGCUUGAAGGAGCCUCUUGUUGAGCAGCGGCAAAGUAAAGUGCGCUCAGAAUUGCAGCUUAAGUCCACUCCAGACCUUCUGAAAGACCAGCAGGAAGUUUCUCCGCCUGGGAGCAGCGAGUCCACCAAAGAGCUUAUCUACAGUAUCCUGAAGGAUGGGAGUAAAGAAAGCGAAAGCUCACUGAAGAGAAAAACCAACCUGAUGUUUGAGAAGAUCCAAGCACUUGCUGCUGUGCCUCCUGAGGAUGCAAGGGCAUCAGUUUCCCAGAACAGUGAGCUGAAGAGGAAGAUGGAGGAGCUGCAGCAGAAACUAGAUGAAGAGACAAAGCUUCGCCACAAAGCAGAGCAGGCAAGGGAGGCUCCCAGGAGCGGUGCCGCUCGGAACCUGGAGAGCCGGCUGGAGGAGGCGCAGAACGAGUGCCGGCUCCUCAAGGCAGCGUUGGAGAAGAAGAUCCAGGAGCUGCAAAGCCGCUUGCAAGAGCUGACAGAAGUGAAAGCUGCCAGGGAUCAGGCAGAGGACAAACUGGGAGACGUGGAAGAGCAACUCAUGGGGAUGCAUGAGGAGCUGGACAGGCUGCGGAAGGCCUCAGGGGAUUCUGCUGACAGAGACGAGCUGCUGAAGGAGCUGCUGGAAACCAGAGAGGAGCUGGAGGAGGUCCUGAGUGCUAAACAGAAGCAAGAAGAACAUCUGCGCCUGCGGGAGAGGGAGCUGACGGCACUGAAAGGAGCCCUGAAGGAGGAGGUGGCGAAUCAUGACAAGGAGCUGGAAAGGGUGACGCAGCAGUACCAACACGACAUGGACCAGCUGAGGCGAAACAUGGAGAAUGUGUCUCAGGACCAAGCCAGUCUGGAGACGGAGAGGCAGAAAAUCAACUCGAUAGUGAGGAGCCUCCAGAAGGAGCUGGAGGAGAGCAAUGAGGAGACUAGCCACUGGAGGGAGAUGUUCCAGAAGAACAAAGAGGAGCUGCGUAGCACCAAGCAGGAGCUCAUGCAGGUGAAACUGGAGCGGGAGGAGUUUGAGGAGGAGCUGCGAGAGCUGCGGGAACGCUUCUCGGCCAUGCGGGUGGAAGUGGACCAGGUCCGGAACAGCACCAUGGAUGCUGGCCAAGCAGAAGCCCUGAAGAAGGAGCUGCAUCAGGCCCAGGGGGAGCUGAGGGAGCUGGCUUCGGAGAAGCAGGCCCAGGCUGAGCUGGUCCACCAAAGGGAGCGGGAACUGGCUGCCCUGAAGGGGGCGCUCCAGGAAGAAGUGGCCAGCCACGAUGCGGAGGUGGAGCAGCUGAAGCAGCAGUUCCAGAAGAACCUGCAGCAGCUCAAGAAGGACUACGACGAAGCUGCCAAGGUGAAAGUGGUCAUGGAGAGCGAGAAGGAGGCCACGGAGCAGAUGAAGAAGGCCGUGGAGUCCACGCUGCGGGAGACGCAGGAGGAGAACGACGACUUGAGGAGGAAGAUCCUGGGCCUGGAGAUGCAGGUCAAGGAGUACAGGCACUUCUCCGAGAACUGGGAGGGCUCCGAGGCCAGGCUCCGGGAGAAGAUCGUCAAGCUGGAGGCUGAUCGCAGACACAUGGAGGAGUCCUUGGAAGAGACUGCGGAGCAGGAGCAGGAGCUGCGGAUGGCCAAGAGGUCUCUGGAGAGCCGCCUGGAAGAGGCCCAGAGGAGCCUCAGCAGGCUGUCGCAGGAGUACCAGGAGCUGACCGCCUCUCACCAGGAGGAGAUAAAGCAGAAGGAGCAGCUGAGGAGGGCGAAGAAUGAGCUGGAGGAGCAGAAGCGGCUGCUGGAUAAGUCCACAGAGAAGCUGACGAGAGAGCUGGACCAGAUGUCCCAGGCGUCCCACAGCUCGCUGGCCACGCUGCAGUCACAGCUGGAGGAGUACAAGGAGAGAUCCCGCAAGGAGAUCACUGAUUCCCAGAAGCAGGCUAAGGACCGCACCGCGGAGCUGGAGAAGAUGCAGUUUGCCAUGGGCCGGCUGCAGGACGAGAUCACACGCCUGAAGCAAGCCCUGCAGGACAGUCAGGCCGAGCGGGAGGGCGCCGUGCUGGAUAAGGAAGUGCUGGCCCAGCGCCUGCAGAACCUGGAGCAGGAGAUGGAGUCCAAGAAACGCUCCCAGGACGAUCGCUCUCGUCAGGUCAAAGCGCUGGAGGACAAAUCCAAGCGUCUCGAGGUAGAGCUGGACGAGGAGAGGAACACGGUGGAGCUGUUGACUGAUCGGGUUAACCGUAGCAGAGACCAGAUUGACCAGCUGCGCGCAGAGCUGCUACAGGAGCGCUCCAGCCGGCAGGACUUGGAGUGUGACAAGGUCUCCCUGGAGAGGCAGAACAAAGACCUGAAAAGCCGACUGGCCAGCUCAGAAGGCCUGCAGAAACCCAGCGCCAAUUUGUCUCAGCUGGAGUCCCGGAUCCAGGAGCUGCAGGAUAAGCUGCAGGCAGAAGAAAGGGAGAAGAACAUCCUGGUGUCCUCGAACCGCAAACUGGAAAGGAAAGUGAAGGAGCUGACGAUCCAGAUCGACGACGAAAGGCAACAUGUGAAUGACCAGAAGGACCAGCUGAGCCUCCGCGUCAAGGCGCUUAAGCGCCAGAUGGACGAGGCUGAGGAGGAGAUCGAGCGCCUGGAGGGCGCCAGGAAGAAAGCACAGCGGGAGCUGGAGGAGCAGCACGAACUCAAUGAGCAGCUGCAGAAUCGCGUCAAGACCCUGGAGAAGGAGGCCUGGCGCAAGGCCGCUCGCUCGGCAGCCGAGACCUCCCUGAACGACGACCACUUGAGCUCGGACGAGGAGUUCGACAGCGCAUACGGCCCAUCCUCCAUCGCCUCACUGCUGACAGAGGGGAACCUGCAGACCAGCUCAUGUUAGCAGCUGCCUGCAUGGGACGCUAACUAGCUCCUAGAGUGUGGCCUCUUUCCCAUGGCCUGAACGGUUCGGGUUCUUUGAGAGGCCGGGGCAGGGUCUCGUUUCACCAGGGAGCACCCCCUACCUGCUGACAUUCCAGUCACUUUAGGAGGAAAAACAAUGUCCUAGCGGCCAGCAAUCCUCGGAUAGGAGUCUGCUGGCGCACACAUCCAUUCCAAAAAGCAGUUAUUACAGCUUAACUGGAGAGGAGCCAGCAGCGGAAGAACUAAAGCAAUGUGAAGGAAGAAUUUUCUGCUGCCAUUGGCUGGGAGGGUGGGUGGAUGGAAUUUGGUGUUAUGCUCCACAGAAAAUUCAAUUUAAUCUGUUUUUCUCUCGGUGCUUCUCAGGGUGUUGCUUCAAUUCCAGAUCUUUCCUAGCUUCAAUUCCAGAUCUUUCCUAUCUUAACCAAAUGUUUGGGUGUAGAGGAGGGGGCGUGUGUGGAAACAGAUGUGCAAUACGGCAGAAUGAUGCUCUGUGAAUCGUAAAUGAGAGGGGAACCUAUCUUUUCAGCCUCAGCUGGUGCUGGCUUUUCUCCACCAGAAAGGGAAGUGUGGUAGGUUACAGUCAGCAACCAGAAUCUGAGGAGACCGCGUCAGUGUGUGGGGAAGCUGUGCUCUGCACUGAGUCUCUUUAAUGUCUAUAGAAACCUACUUGGAGUCUUGGUAUAAAAUCUGUCAGCUGCUUUUUUUUCAGGACUCUUUUGUUUUUUACAGCUGCCACUUUUUCACCACUGAGGGAAAAAAAUCCCAGCCAGCCCUCCAGUCUGGGCAGCCUACAUGCUGCUCUUCUCCGAAUUCAUUGUCAGCAUGUUGCGUGGAUCUCUGACUUUGGCAAGUCUGAGGCUCCCAUUCCCCAUGCUCCAUCCUACUGGCCUAGUGCACUUGGGUAAGGGACUCUCAUGCCCCUUUGGCCCUUUCUAUUGGCCCUGCUCUGGGGGAGGAGGCCAAGCUGCACAUAGGCUUGGGAUGGAGGACAGAAAAGGUCUGAGAUCACCCAGGUUGUCCAUAACCUCAAGGGUUCCUGACCUGUGCGAGUGGAACCGGUGGAAUUCCAUCCGGUCCCCAGCUGUCAGACAUUGCACAAAUCCCCACCGCAACUGGCCCAUGGAGGGAAAAAGUAACAGGUUUUGGAAUAACUGAGCCUUUAUCUGACACGUGGUUGCUUUGUUGCUGAGACUAGUGAGAUGAGAGUGGGCCUCCAGCUUGGUCUGAGUGGAGCAACCAAUCAUGAAAUGACGCCUGAGCCGCAGGGUCCAUCUGGGGCUGGGCUGCCCUGCUGUCCUAUGUAAAGGGACAUCUAGCCUCCAGGGCUGUCUGCAAUACAGAGUUAACAACAAACACCUGGGAUCUGCCUGCUGAGAGGGCCCCAUCCUGUCUUGUACCUCUCUAGCAAUUUCUGUUUUUUUAGCAAUAAACCAACUUGGGCACCCAAACCUCUGCAUUUGGGAGCACGCCUGCUGAGGAAGAAGCGGAUGUUAAUGGAAAAGCAGGAGCUGUGCCGGCUUUGAUGGAACUAGCAGCCAAAUUCGCCCACCUCCGCUACUCCUGUUUCACGCACUGAGUUGCAGUCGGGAUCAGCCGGGUUUGCCCUGGGCUGACUGUAAAGCCCAGGCUGUUCAGAGGGAAAAGAACAAAACUAGGCUAGCCUGGACAGCAGAUUGUUCAACGGGAGCCCUGUGUGUCCUUGAAGCAGGAAUUUGCUUGGAGCCUCGUUUGCAGCAGAAUUUGCACCUGUUUGUAAAGUGCUGAUUUAUAGAUUGGGACACUGUGGGUGGGGAGGGAAGGGGGAGAGGAAAUCUGCUACGGGGCUUCAGACCAACCUGUAGGUCAGGCCUUGACCGUUGUGCCUUAAUGCGCCAUGAUAAUCUGCCCAGUGGGAGAACUUAGUCCAGUGAAUUUCUGAUUGAAAGAGGACUGGGGGCAGAACAUUGAAACAUGCCUCUGUUUUAAAAUAACCUACCUGAUGUAACAUGUCCCUCUCCCUCCCCCCGCCUGAGGCAACAAGACACAGGAGCAGAAACACGGGAGGUGAUAAAUGCAGCCUGAUGCUUGGUCUCAGCUCAUGGGCUGACACAAAUCCCCACAGCCGAAAUACAGCCAUUGCCAGGCCUUGCACGAUUUCUGCUUCCAUGUCCUUCUGCUCCCACCAGGGCCUUGGCUAGAGCCAGCUUUGCUUGGUGUGCUGUACGAGAGCAGGUCUCCAUAGCCAUGCAGAUGAGGCUAAUACACAAGUCAUUCUUUGGGUUUUGUUCUCGCGCAUGUUUUGAAUGUCUGCAGCUAUGGGGAAGGCAGUCAGCAAAACACCACGGGAUCAGCAAGUCCUCUGAGGUCUUCGCUGCUCCAUGGCAGCGUGUUGGUCGCACAGUAGAGAGAGAGCCAGUGGGAGAGACUUUUGUAAACCGUUUGAAGUAGCUGCCCUUAAUUGGGAACUCCCCAAGCUGCUUGAGCUAGUUAUUGGAACAUGUUUGGCUCUGGCAUUUCCAGGCCAACCUCCUGGCCUCCGCCACUGGUCCUUCCACCCCCCUCCCCAAAAAAAGACGAUAAAUUCUGCAGGCUGCAUCUUGGGUCAUCGAUGAGCCAGCUGUCACCGGUGCCUGGGGAAAGUCUGGCUCUGGGACACCUUGCCAGUCUCUUGCUCCAUCCCAUCCAGCUUUGCCUCUGCAGUGUGAGGCUGUGGGGAGGAAUCUGCUCAGGAAGCCACGUUGCAAGGCUGCCACCACUAAGCACAGUGACUUCAGAAUUGAAGGCCAGAUCGUCGGCUGGUGUGAAGGGGAGCAGUUCUGUAAACCUGAUGCAACAGGAAUUUGAGAGUGCAAAGGCUUUGCUGGUGCAGAGGGCUCCACUAAUCAGGCUGCCAACUGCACCUUCCGAGGGCUGUCCUGUUACUCCCACCCUAUCUCAAAGGUGCUCUGCUUCUCCUCCAAACCCAUCUGCUUCAGGGGAGCUGCACAGAGGGAACUAGCCAGGAGCAUCAAUCAAGAGCUCACCAGCCUCUGGGAAGUCCCUGUCAGGUGUCUUGUCAGGGCUCUUUCAAUGGGUGCAGAGACCAUGGUACAGGCAAGCUGCUCAGUGAAAUGGGAGGUUGUAGGGGUGGAAUGAUGGGUUGGGAAUUUAAGGUUCCCUUUCCCCCUGUCUCCCAGCCAUCAAAGUAAGGAAGUGUGGGACUCCCUGGCAACGGGCUAUGCAGCUCAUGGAGCAAGAAGAGGCUCUUUUCAGUGGGGAGAGGGUGUUUUUUUGAAGUCUAACAUGGCUCCUGCUGGGAGCCAGGCCAGCUCAAAGCAGCUUAGGGACCCCUGGAUGUUCACUACCGAUCCCAAGCUGCACGCAUGGCUGGUUGGCGUGGGUGUGUCUGGGGCUCCAUGCUGGAAUUUCUCCUCUCCCUCUGCUGUAAACGCAGAGCAACCAGCCAGAUGUCCGUGUCGCUUCUCCCAGGGCUGCACUAGGGUAACGGGUCAGAAUAUGGCCCGUUGCUGUGCAGCAGCAAGAGCCAAAGAGCUGCAAAAUGACACGGUCUGAUGGGCACUCUGCAAUGUAAACCCGAUGGGCACCCUGCAGUGUAAACUCUGCAGCAGCGGUGGCCCCGUUUCCCCAUUGGAGCAGGCUGGUGAGGACUGAGCAAGGCUGGGCCUUUCCUUCUGGCUCCCUAGCCCACCAAACCCAGAGGUUAUUACACUGCCAGGCUGUAGGAACUUCCCUGUGGGCCCUGGGCUUUGUCCCCUGGCAGCAGCUGUGGAGGUGCUGGCCGCCAACUGGUCUCCCAAGAAACACAGGGAUCAGCCUGGCUUAGAGGAGCUCUUAACAGGCCAUUCUGCAGCAGGGCAGGGAGAUCCUGGCUGAGCUCGCCUGUGGGGCUCUUGUUUUUUAUACAAUAAAACCCAAUGUAAUAGGAAUUUGAGACAAGGGAAGGGAAUGGGUUCAAGUCCAACACAAAUAGCAAUCACUGCAGGGUAGCUUCCGUGCCCCUGUGGGUGCUGAUGGCUUGUAUCACUGCAUCUGAAAGAAGAUCUGAUUCAUUAUGUAACUUUUGUUGUUUUCUUCUUACAUAGGCCCUUGAACUUGUAUUUUUAAAAUUAAAGGUUUAUACACAAUGAA
This is a messenger RNA of Pelodiscus sinensis (Chinese soft-shelled turtle), 8124 nucleotides long. The record is from RefSeq and is a predicted model, not a curated record. NCBI's taxonomy places the organism in Eukaryota, Metazoa, Chordata, Testudines, Trionychidae.